CUUAUCGUCACUUGCAACUCAAUUGCAGAAAAUCCAGCGUGUACCGGAUACGCACAACUUAGCACGGCAGAUAGGCAUGUCUCUUCGUAUAGUAUUUCCAUUGCAUUAUGCGACUCCGGCAUCGUAACUCAAUGGUACCGCUUCACCGGUUCGGCUGGUACUUCUAUGCCAGAAAGUUGCCCAGCGGAAUUCCAAUGUACAACACAUGCUCCUGGAUGGUUAAACGGAAUACACCCGACAGUUGCAGAGGGCGAAGUUACCAGAACUGUAUGCUAUCAUUAUAGCGGCUCAUGUUGCUACUGGAGCAGUACCAUAAAAGUCCUUAACUGUGGAGGAUUUUAUGUGUACGAGUUAAAACCUACAACGGGCUGUUCACGAAGAUACUGUGGUACAAAUGUGGGUGAGUGCAGCAGUUAAGUCGUAAGCACAAAAUUCAGCACAGCUGAAUCACCAGCAAUCUUUGUUUGCAUGCCAUUCGAGGCGGACAGGCUAAAAAUACCUGUUUUUUAUGGAAGUAUCUGAAUUUCGUAGCGCUGUCUCAUUUCCCCACCAGAGGCUGGUAAUUACGUCGAGGUAAAAGGAUUCUGUCAAACCCAUAUAGAUACUAAUUUAGGUGUAUCUCAGGCUUUAUUUGAGCCCCAAAAGAGACUUUAAGUUACAACAUGCAAGAAAUUCCUAUAACAAAUUAAGAGUAGUUGUUAUUUCAAUUGUGCGAAAAUACGGCGGCGUUUUUUUGUGUAUAUUUCAUUACACAGCCUCAAAAGGUGGCUUCAUUUGUUUAAAAAUAAUAAUAAUAACAGGGUUUCUGCCGUAAACAGACUAAUUGCGACCAAAAUCUGCAAUUUAUACCCCCGAGUAAGACAAAGAGCAUCCACUUCUCUAUUAUAUUGGACUGCCCCCUCAGGGUAGGCAAAUACUAAAAAAUAGCGUACAUCAUCUUUAAAAGAACGUGUACGGUAUUGUUUUAGGUUUGUUAUUUAUUUUAAACACAUUUGAGGGGCGGCUUAAGAGAGAAGGGAGGCUUAUUUGAGAGAGGGAGGGCUUAAUAGAGGAUUUACGAUAAUACUAAAACAUAAGGUCCAAGAUUAGGUAAGUCAUAUAACAAGAUCUUGGAGGUCUUGGAGGUGAACAACAAUAAAAACAAUCGAUGACCACAAAAAUAAAUGAAGCCCCUGACAUUGGAAGCAGGGCCAUUGUGGGUUAGGAAAACAUGGGCUCGAAUCUCAUUGAUGAUUUCUUUUAACAUGGGCUUGAAUUGCGUGUAUAACUAGGAUAAUCAUGUCCCUGUUUAAAUUGAUAUUAACACCUGCAGUUUAAGUACGAUUUUUUUGUUACACACAUUACAUACAUCAUCCGGAAACAAGAUCAUAGUAUCAUAGUUGUAAUUUGGCUACUUUUAACAGCUCCUAGUACAGAACCACCACCUGAAUGUCUCUCACAAGGAUACACCAUACUCAAUGAGGCUAAUAGAUACUGGAAUAACGAGGAUGGAGGCCCUUACUGUGAUCGAGAUCCAGGCAACAUUGUUAGUAAUCAGUGGUACCGCUUCGACGGGGCUGCUGGUGUUAGGAUGGCUUCCUACUGUAUCCCACAACAAAGCUGUAAUACCAAUAACUCUGGUUGGGUUAAUGGAGCUCAUCCCCAUGUCAAGUAUGAGAGAGCGUUCAGAGAUGUCUGUAUUCAUUCGGGUGAAAGUUGCUGUAGCCUUUCCUAUCCAACUGAGAUAAGAAACUGUAGCGGGUUUUACGUUUAUAAGUUGCAACAACCGAAUGGAUGCGCCCAACGCUACUGUGGUGUGAACGGUGAGACUUACUCUUAUUCUAGAACAAAAUAG
Messenger RNA from Porites lobata, 1834 nucleotides. The record is from the annotation of a GenBank genome assembly. NCBI's taxonomy places the organism in Eukaryota, Metazoa, Cnidaria, Anthozoa, Scleractinia, Poritidae.